AAAAAAUAAAUCAAUAGUUUAACACAAAAAUAAAAAUAAAAUUGUUUCGAAAUGAAAAAUAUAAUUUAUUUUGAAGAAUUAGAAGAAGAAUAAUUUGGGUCAGUUUAAGUACUAAAUAUAGAUGAAUAUAAGUUGAUAGAAUAGGAAAAAUAUGUGAAUAUAUCUAGCAAAUUAAAACUUUGCACUAGUUUAAAAGAGAUUUAUCUGAGAUUUGAGAAUCUAGAAUUGUCAGUCGAGGGAUUUGAAUUUAUUUUACAGGCUUUACAAAACUUAUAAAAUUUAACUACAUUUAAAAUUCAAUUUAUUAAUUUUAAGCUUUCAGAUAAGAUAUUUUUGUAGCUAGGAUUGUAUUUGAAUACGUAUUCUAAAUUAGAAAAAAUUUAACUAGAUGUUACCUUAUGCAAAGUUAGUUCAUAUGCCUAUUUAAAUUUAGUCAAAUAAUUUGUUAAUAUUCCAAACUUAUUUAAACUCAAAUUGGAAUUUAUAGAUAAUGAUUGCAAUGAUUAACUUUAAAAUUUAAUGGAAGAAAUUAAAUUUUAAAAACUAAAAAAAAUAAAAAUAUUUUAAAGCAAAUUAAAUGAGGAAAAUUCUAAUUUUUGCAUAAACUUGAGUGAAUGCAAAGAUCUAAGAUAGGUUUUUAUAAAUCUUUAAGAUAGCCUAGUUAAUGACAAAUAACUAAUUUGUUACUCUUAAAAACUUUCAAAAUUGAAUUAAAUAGUUGAUUUAAAAUUGAACUUAGAGAAUAAUCAAAUACAAAAUAAUGGGAUUAUAAAACUGACAGAUUCUAUUUCAUAAUUAAAUUCAAUUGAAAUACUUUAUCUCAAAUUGAGAAACAAUUAAAUAAGCAAAGAAGGGCUUUAAUACUUUUUUUUGAAGCUAAAAUAAAAUCAAUAUCUUGAAAAUCUAACGUUUUUGUUGAGUAAAAAUAGAGUAGAAGGAGAUAUAUCUUAAGUAUUUGAAUAUUUAAGUGAAUUUUAAAGCUUAAAAAAGCUAGAACUAGUUUUGGAUGAAAAUAAAAUAGAAUUUAAUUAAGAAUUGUCAAUAAACACAGUUAAUUUCUGUAAGUAGCUAUCUGAAUUAAACUUAUCAUUAAAUAAAUGUUCUCUCUCCUAGAAAUCAUUGAAUAAUAUCAUAAAUGGACUUACCGAAUUUUAGUCUAUUAGAAACCUUACCCUUCAAUUAUAGUAUAAUUAUAUAGGCACUAGUUAUGCACAGGCUUUUAAAGAGUAGCUAUGUAGAUUUAAUCAAUUAAAUAAACUAUAAUUUAAUUUAGAUGAUAAUAUUGGAUGUAAAGAAUGUGUUUUGUCGAUAGCUUCUAUACUCACUCAAUUCAGCUGUUUAAAAUAUUUAAAUUUAGGUUUAAGUAAUUGCCAUUUAGGAAAUGAUUAAGUAUAAGAACUUAUUGAAAAUUUGAGUAAAUUACCAAGUUUAGUUGGAUUAUAGAUUGACUUAUAACAUAAUUAGGUAAAUUAUGAUCAUUUAAUAAAUAUAUCAAACAAAAUCAGAAAGUUUAGAAAAUUAUAAUCUAUAAAGAUGCCUAUUCAAUUCAAAUAAAAUCUAAAAUUAAUUAGAGCUUAGCUUUUAAAGUGCCUAAGAUUAUGCUCACUCUAAAUAUGAAAUUAAAUAAAUAAAUAUAUCAAUCAACUAUAAAAAAUUAUAUAAAUAAUUUGUUUUAUUUCUAACUAAAUAAAAAAUUCUUUUUCCAAAUUUUCU
Tetrahymena thermophila SB210 is the source of this 1713-nucleotide messenger RNA. RefSeq lists its product as hypothetical. The transcript has 19 exons. The record is from RefSeq and is a predicted model, not a curated record. NCBI's taxonomy places the organism in Eukaryota, Ciliophora, Oligohymenophorea, Hymenostomatida, Tetrahymenidae.